Acyrthosiphon pisum (pea aphid) is the source of this 3991-nucleotide messenger RNA. Its product is annotated as DNA-binding protein RFX2. Gene Ontology annotation, biological process: regulation of transcription by RNA polymerase II. Lineage: Eukaryota; Metazoa; Arthropoda; Insecta; Hemiptera; Aphididae. Gene Ontology annotation, molecular function: RNA polymerase II cis-regulatory region sequence-specific DNA binding; DNA-binding transcription factor activity, RNA polymerase II-specific. The coding region runs from base 408 to 2855 and encodes 815 amino acids. The transcript has 16 exons. The record is from RefSeq and is a predicted model, not a curated record.
GAGCAGCGCAAGUCGAUCCGAUGGGCGAAUAAGAUGAUAUUGAUAUCCAGUUCAUUGAUUAAGCAUACAUAAUCAAUGUUCGCUGUUCAGUUCGCUCAUCGUCGACCGUUGCCAUCGUACCUUGUUUAUUGUUAUUUUAUCAUGGUUGCGAGUUUGUUGUGACCGAACCCGCUCCUAGCAACGGGUUGGAAGCCGUAGCCAUAGUCACCAUAAACGCCUUUUUUUGUCAACACUCAACAAUUCCGGGGGAACGAUUAACACGAACAAAAAAUUAAUUUAUGUUUGAUUAUUCCGUUGCACACACACGACGUCUACGACCAACAAAAUGAAACGAAAAUGAUGGAAAAUAGUUUUUAUUGUUUACAACUUAAUAUAAACAAAAUUAUUAUAACACACUAGGUAAUUCCAUGACGACUUCUGUGAGGACUAGAAUCAAAUUAGAAGGGUCAGUAAGUGCUGGCCCUCAAGUUAAUACUAUUCCUGUUGUAACAGCAGAUAGAGUUGGUCAAACUCUUGUCAUACAACCAGUACAACAAAGUUUUGUGAACGUCAACAGUAAUAGACAACUUGCGAAUGCUACACUGUGUGGAACUAGUACAGUUCAUGAUGACGGAUCUAAUAAAUCAACGGAUAAUGAUGAAUAUCACCUAGAUCAUAAAGAUAGGAAAUUUCCUACAGUUACUGUUGAUAAUGAUCAUUAUAUUGUUGCAAAAUCAGAAGGGACGCAUGGAACAUAUUAUACUUCUCUUACACCAAUACCUACAUUGGUUCCCAAAGUAGAGCCUGUUGAUUAUGAUGAUGUUGGUCAUUCUACUUAUGUACAGUAUGUUGAAGCAAUUGGUGAACAAGCAAUUUUCACUAACGAAGAAAUGGUGUACCCAGUAUAUACUGUGGGUGAAAUUGGAACUAUGCAUCAGACUGAUCAAACCCAUUAUUACACUCCCAGCACAAAUUCUUUUUCUCAAGAUGUGUCAUAUCAUACAGUUAACGCCACUGAGUCUGAUGUAACAAACAUAAAUCAACUGAAUAGUGUCGAGGAGUCAAAUAGAGGAAUGCAAAACUCCGGUCUUAUCCAAGCAAAUAAAAUUUCUCCUGCAACUGUCGACUGGCUGAUGGAUAAUUAUGAAAAGGCUGAAGGAGUGUCGUUACUCCGAUCAACAAUAUAUGAUAAUUAUUUAACACAUUGCUCGGAAACUAAAUUUGAUCCUUUAAAUGCACCAUCAUUUGGUAAACUUAUCCGAUCUGUGUUUACGGGAUUACAAACAAGGCGUCUAGGAACUCGAGGAAAUUCAAAAUACCAUUAUUAUGGUAUUAGAAUUAAACCUAAUUCAUUAUUAAAUGAAUUAAAAGAAGAGGAAAGCCUACCAGUUGAAACAACAAGUCGAAGUAGUAGUUCAAAAAAAAUUAAAAAAAUUAAAAUUGAAGAGCAAAAUUGCAAUCAAUAUACUACCAUCAGUUCAGAUUCUGGAAAUUAUUCUCAAAACAGUAUUCCAUCUUCUCCUUCUCAAGCACAAGACCAAGAAUAUUUAGGUGAUGGUGCUAAUGCUGUACCACAAUUUCCUGAUAUUAUAUUGGAUGAACUACAAUUGGAUGAUAAUUGUACUUUAGAAGAUGUAGAUACGUUCAAACAUUUGUACCGUGAACAUUAUAAAGCGUUUUUAAGUGCUGUGUUGAACUUAGAAUUUGGCACUAUUGAGUCACUUUGGCGUCAAUUUUGGUGUAGUCAAGAUAAUAAAAAUGACGAAUAUGAAGUAGAACAAUAUUUGUCUAAAGAAAAAUUAUAUUCAUUGUCAAAGUGCAAAACAUUGCAAUUGUUUGUGAAAACUGUUGAUUUUCUAUUUUAUCAAAACUUGGUUAAAGUUUUAAUUCCAGAUGUUCUUCGGCCUGUUCCUAGAACAUUAACUGAAGCAAUUAGAAAUUUUUCCAAAAGUCUAGAGUCAUGGCUUAUAUCUGCAAUGCAUGGGUUUCCAGAAGAAAUGAUCUCAAUAAAAGUGGCUGCUGUUAGAGCCUUUGCACAAACUUUACGCAGAUGCACUUCUGCAAGAGCUGUGCUUCAAAAUUAUACCAAAAUAAAUCAAAUACUUACCGAUUUGAAUUGUAUGGACUUCUAUAAUGAACAAGAAUAUGUUCAACAAAUAAAUAAUUUGGAAAAUGAUAAUGAUGCGGUUCAUACUAAGAAGAGGGUUAAUAGCGAAAUAAAUGAGGGCUCUGAAAUGCUUUCGGAUUGUAAUGAACCUCCAAAAAAACCAAAAACUCCCAAUUAUUCUGCCAGUACUUCCACAGAACCAGAACGUUUUAAUGUUUUAUUAAGAAGUCCAUCAAAAGAAACCAAGAAAAAUAAAUCCAAGAUGGCAAUGGAAGAAACUAAGUCGUCAAAAGAUGACAUGGAUGAGGAAAAAUAUUAUAGCAAUGAUUGUGUUGGUGAUGACAAUGAAAAUAAUUUUGUUUUCACUACUCAGGACGAUUACAAUUCAAAAUAUCCCACUAUGAUUGAUCCUGGUCGGUUUUCUUGUCGAUUUUGUGAUAGAGAAUUUACCAACGCCAAUAGUUUAUCCAGGCAUGAAAAUUUUCACACUGGAAGAGCUCCUCUUGAGUGUGAUGUUUGCUUUAAAACGUUUAUCAGCAAAUCUAUAUUGUGUAUACAUAAAAGGUCGCAUACUGGGGUGAAACCAUAUGCGUGUGUUAUUUGUGGACGAUCUUUUACGCAAAAAUCAAAUUUGGUUUUACAUUAUAGAAGACACACACAGGUCAAAAACCGUACAAGUGCGGUCCGUGUGAAAAAAAGUUCUCAUCAACCAGUGGUCGAGCAGAACAUACACUUAGAUGUCAUCCAUAAGACUUAUCAUCAAACCUAAGUUGAUUCCGUUCUCGUUAAUGAUGUCAUUAUGAAUAUUUCUUUUUCCUGAUGAAAACAUAUUAAUUUGUUAAGAGUUAUAUUAUUACUGAAUCCUAAAACUUAUAUUUAAAUACGUAUCAAUCUUUUCUUAAAAAAUUAUAAAUUGUUUACUUGAAAUUACUUAUUGUUCAUUAAAAAAAAAUAAAAUAUUAAAGAAGAAUUUGUUCUUAACCAGGGCUCAGAAGUUAAUAAUAUGCAUUUUAAAAGUUUAUAUAAUAUGUUCUAAAACUUGGGGGAAAUGUGAAAAAUAUUAUUUUCAAAAACAAAGUUCUGCAAUUUUCAUUUUUAAUGUGAUAUGUGAACAAAGAGUUGUGUGGUUUGCAAAGAGUAAAAAUGUUCCCUUAAAAUUUGUUUAGUUUAUAGAUACUGAGUUAAGCGAUGUAUAUACGAUCAAUUUGUUAUUUUUUUUCUGUAGACACAAUGUCAAUACAUAGCAGAAAAAAUGUCUGAAUAUUUAACUUAAACAAUUGUUUAUAAUGUAAUAUUAUUAUUUAUUUACAUACUCAUAUAACUUGCUUAAAAAUUAAAAACCCAAACUUGCAAUACAUUAUGCAAUUUUUAAAAUGUAUAGAUUAAUAUAUUAUGAAUAUUAUGAACCUAUUGAAAUUGUUCUUGGUACCUUUUUAAUUUAAUAACAUCUAGUAAUAACUAAUAUUAGGUACUUAUAAAUGCAAUUAAUUUUGAAAAAAAUUAUAACCUACAAAUGUCAAUAGAAAUAGUAAUAAGUGAUCACUAUAAUAGUAUUGAAAUUUUAAUUGAUAGUAAACAUAAUAGAAAAUAAAUAUAUAAUAAUAUAACCUAUUAAAGGCUUAGAAAUAAAUGUUGACGUACUGGUCUUCACUCAGAAUCGUUUUUUAAGUGAUUGCUUUUACCUAUUAAGUUGAACAAAUUUAACUUACCUAUCCAUAUUGCGGUGAUCUUCCUAAUGUGAUUAUGACACUAUGUGAGACGUGAGAUAUGUACACUUUGGUGAAAUUAAUAGAUAAUAAUAUAGGAUACACUUGAACAGUGCGUAGCCAUGGCGGCCUGGGUGCGGACCCCCCCCCCUCAGUACCCACCAAUCUUAGGACUGUAUAAAGUAAUAAUAUGAAAGUA